Batrachochytrium dendrobatidis JAM81 is the source of this 2663-nucleotide messenger RNA. Its product is annotated as phosphatidylinositol 3-kinase VPS34. The record is from RefSeq and is a predicted model, not a curated record. Lineage: Eukaryota; Fungi; Chytridiomycota; Chytridiomycetes; Rhizophydiales. Bases 51 to 2606 code for a protein of 851 amino acids. Gene Ontology annotation, molecular function: 1-phosphatidylinositol-3-kinase activity. Gene Ontology annotation, cellular component: membrane; phagophore assembly site; phosphatidylinositol 3-kinase complex, class III, type II. Gene Ontology annotation, biological process: autophagy of peroxisome; phosphatidylinositol-3-phosphate biosynthetic process; autophagosome assembly. The transcript is spliced from 17 exons.
UGUUGAUCAACUAGAAAUUUCAACCUUGAUAGUUUAUUAAACAUCCAAUCAUGUCUGCUAGCAACUCUUUUGGAAACUACACAGGGUUUGGUGUGCCUAAUGGCAGUAGUACUGCUUCCAGCAGCAAUGCCAGCAGUACCGAACGCACUCAGAUAUCAGACUUUUCAUACUGUCUUUCCUCUGAGCUGGAUAUCAACGUUGUAUUUAAAAUUGGAAGUAUUGAGGGUUACAGACCCAAGGUUGCCUUGUCCAGAAUGCUCAAGGAUCCGUACUUGAGAGUUGGUCCAGAUUGUGAUGCCAGUCUAGACAGUGCAUCUGGAACUGACAUCUACAUCAGUAUUCAACCUUUUGCUGAAAAUAAACCGUUAGCACUUCCAAUCAGAACAAGCUUUAAACCUAUGGAAAGAACUGUCCAGUGGGACGAAUGGAUCGAGUUGCCUUUAAAGUACAGUAAUAUGCCUGCAACAACUCAGCUGGCGUUCACCCUUUGGGAUGUAUAUGCUCCACGAAAGCCGAUCGCUAUUGGCGGAACUACCUUUCCAUUAUUUGGAAAAAGCAAUACACUUCGAAAAGGAAAACACAAACUCUAUUUAUCGCCUUGGAUGGAAGCAGAUGGGUCCACACCAACAAAAACUCCACCAAAAAUGGGAAAAUCAACAGAAAUGGAUCGAAUCGAAAAGGUGAUGCGUAAAUAUCAGCGCGAUGACAUCCCAAAGCUGGAUUGGGUUGAUCAGCUAACAUUUUGUGAAAUUGAACGAAUCAAAGCUAACGAAACUGCUACACUCCGUAAUCUGUAUUUAUACAUUGACUUGCCGCAGUUUGACUUUCCUAUUGUGUUCAAUGAAAAGGAGUAUCAUUUUGCAUUAAAUGUGGUUCUGCGAUCUCUCGACUCAAAACUAGUCUCGAUUUUCGACCCUGAAUCACUCAAUGAAAAUCCCAUAGAAAACAAACAUCGCAAACUUGCUCGUAGUCAUCGAAACGGACCACUUGAUCGCGAAUUAAAGCCAAAUGCUAAACUUCGAGAUGAUUUAAACAAAAUUCUUCGGUAUUCUCCCACAAAAACACUAACAGCUGAAGAAAAGGAUCUGCUAUGGAAGUUUCGUUUUUAUCUCACUCGAGACAAAAAAGCUUUAACAAAAUUCUUAAAAUGUGUCAUAUGGACCGAUCCAACCGAGGCUAAGCAAGCAGUGGAACUUCUUAAUGUUUGGGUUGAUAUUGAUGUCGAGGACGCAUUGGAAUUAUUGGGUCCAACAUUUUCAGACACCAAUGUUCGAAGUUUUGCCGUAUUUCAACUAAAAAAAGCCGAUGAUGAGGAAUUACAAUUAUAUCUGCUGCAGCUUGUACAAGCACUUAAAUUUGAGUAUCUUGAAAAAAAAGUAUCGAUUCUUGAAUCUCCAUUGGUUGAGUUUCUCAUUGAGCGAGGAAUUCAAAAUCCAAUUCUUGGAAACUAUCUUCAUUGGUACUUGAUGGUAGAAUGCGAAGACAAGGUCAUUGGCAAGAUAUAUGCCAAAGUGGCUUUUCAAUAUAUGACUGCAAUGAUAGAGACUCCUGAUGGUGUUCAUCGCCGAGAUAUUUUAAGAAGACAAGGAGAGCUUGUAGCUACAAUUGCGCGCAUUUCAAAAGAACUUCGGACUGGAAAAGAACCACGGCCUAGAAAGAUUGAAAAGUUGCGAGAGUUUAUUGCAGAUUCCAAGAAUGGAUUGUUGUCGUUUCCUCCACUUCCACUUCCUUUGGAUGCACAAAUUCAGGUGACGGGGCUGAUUCCAGAAAAAGCAAAUGUGUUUAAAUCUCAACUGCUUCCACUUCACUUGACAUUUUCGUGUCUUGACGGAUCAGAGUAUUCCAUUAUUUUCAAAACAGGCGAUGACUUGCGACAAGAUCAGUUGGUUGUUCAAAUCAUCAUGCUCAUGGACAAGUUACUGCGAAAAGAGAAUCUUGAUUUGAGACUCACUCCUUACAAAGUGCUUGCUACUGGACCAGACCAUGGAAUGCUGCAGUUUGUUCGUGCUCAAGCCAUUGCAAGUAUUCUUGCCGAUUAUGGAAACAGUAUUAUGCCGUUUAUGAAGAGUGGAGAUUUGGAUUCAACAGAGAUAUCUCCUCAAACAAUGGAUACAUACAUUCGUAGUACAGCUGGAUACUGUGUUAUUACGUAUCUACUUGGAAUUGGCGAUCGUCAUUUAGAUAAUCUGCUUUUGACUAGGGAAGGCAAUCUUAUCCACAUUGACUUUGGAUUUAUUCUUGGUCGCGAUCCCAAGCCCUUUCCACCGCCUAUGAAACUAUGUAAAGAGAUGGUAGAAGCAAUGGGUGGGGCCAUGUCAUCCAACUACCAAAAAUUCAAGUCGUAUAUAUUUAUAGCGUUUAACAGUCUACGUAAAUCAGCCAAUCUUAUUCUCAAUUUAUUUUCUUUAAUGGUCAAUGCAAACAUCCCUGAUAUUGCUAUUGAGCCAGAUAAAGCAGUAUGGAAGGUGCAAGAACGGUUUCGACUGGAUCUCAAUGAUGAAGAAGCAAUUCAAUUUAUUCAGGCACUUGUGAUUGAAAGUGUUGGUGCAUUCUUUCCACAAGUCAUGGAACAACUUCACAAAGUUGCUCAAUUAUGGCGUAGUUGAUUUCAUAAUUGUACUUUGCAGAAUCCGUAUCAAUAAAUAUAAAUUUUAUGAUGUCUG